AUGAAAUUUUCAUCAGCUUUAUUAUUAUCUAUUGCUCCAGCAAUCGCUGCUGCUGCUUACGCCAAUGGUACCGUUACUGCAACUGAAGUUAACACUGCUGUUGUUACGAUCACCUCGUGCUCUCACGACAUAUGUCAUACAUCAGAGCAAACUACUGGUGUCACCACUGUUACUGACCAUGUCAAGAACACUAUCUACACCACUUACUGUCCACUCACAGCAGCAGAGUCAUCAGAAGCAGCAGCACCAGCAAGCUCAGCAGCACCAGCCGGAUCAGCACCAGCAGGCUCAGCAGCCCCAGCAGCUUCAGCCCCAGCAGCUUCAGCCCCAGCAGGUUCAGCACCAGCAGGCUCAGCAGCACCAGCAGCUUCAGCCCCAGCAGAAUCAGCCCCAGCAGGCUCAGCAGCACCAGCAGCUUCAGCCCCAGCAGGAUCAGCACCAGCAGGCUCAGCAGCCCCAGCAGAAUCAGCCCCAGCAGGCUCAGCAGCACCAGCAGCUUCAGCCCCAGCAGAAUCAGUAGCAGCAGUAUCAUCAGUUGCAGCAGAAUCAGUCGCCCCAAGCUCUAGUGCUGUUGCUGUUGAAUCUGCCGAAAAUGCAGGUUCCCAAGCUGUCCCAGCUUUCGCUGCUGGUUUAUUAGCUGUGCUCUCUUUCUUCUACUAA
Molecule: messenger RNA, 660 nt
Organism: Priceomyces carsonii
Lineage: Eukaryota; Fungi; Ascomycota; Pichiomycetes; Serinales; Debaryomycetaceae
Gene: PGA62
Product: Pga62p
Exons: 1
Coding region: 1-660 (219 amino acids)
Source: RefSeq, a predicted model, not a curated record